This is a messenger RNA of Impatiens glandulifera, 1288 nucleotides long. RefSeq names its product phosphatidylinositol transfer protein 3-like. The transcript is spliced from 6 exons. The record is from RefSeq and is a predicted model, not a curated record. Bases 184 to 1044 code for a protein of 286 amino acids. Lineage: Eukaryota; Viridiplantae; Streptophyta; Magnoliopsida; Ericales; Balsaminaceae. Gene Ontology annotation, molecular function: phosphatidylinositol transfer activity.
ACUAAUUUCGUAUGCUGUCUGGCUGCUUUACCUUUUUCCAUGGAUGAACUGAAGAAAAUCAUGCCAUUCUUCUGAAUAUAAGAUAAAGGAAAGAGACCUUUACCUUCCUGAAGAUUCACAGCCACAGGGAACGCAUCUUUCUUCUCCGGUUGAAUUCAGCAUCUAAACUGUCAAGGCAUUAUCAUGUUUCGUCGUGGGAAGAAUCGAGACCCUGAAAAUGAAGAGCAGAUACAUGAAGCCAAGGUCAAUGAACUCCGGGAUGCUAUUGGACCGCUGUAUGGGCGUAGCUUGAAAUACUGUUCCGAUGCAUGUCUGAGGCGAUAUUUGGAAGCUCGUAACUGGAAUGUUGGAAAAUCAAAGAAAAUGCUGGAAGAGACAAUAAAGUGGAGAUCAACCUAUAAGCCUGAGGAAAUCAUUUGGGAAGAAGUGGCAACUGAAAGUGAGACUGGAAAAUUAUUUAGAGCUAAUUUUCAUGAUCAAAACAGGAGAUCUGUUCUUAUCAUGAAGCCUGGGCUUCAGAACACAAAAUCAUUAGACAACCAAAUCCGACAUCUAGUGUACCUUCUGGAGAAUGCAAUCCUUAAUUUACCAAAAGACGAAGGACAAAUGGUAUGGUUAAUAGAUUUCACUGGAAUGACCAUGAACACAAGUAUCCCUAUUAAAUCUGCUAGAGAAACAGUCAAUAUUCUUCAGAACCACUACCCCGAGAGGCUGGCGGUAGCAUUUCUUUACAAUCCUCCACAUAUUUUUGAAGCAUUUUGGAAGAUUGUGAAAUAUUUCUUAGACGCCAAGACUAUCCAUAAAGUGAAAUUUGUGUACCCAAUGAACAACGAGAGUGUCGAGGUUAUGAAGUCGUAUUUUGACAUCGACAAUCUCCCAUCUGAAUUUGGCGGUAAGGCCACUCUCAAGUACAAUCACGAUGAGUUCUCAAAGAUGAUGAGCCAGGACGAUGAGAGAAGUGCGGCUUCAUGGGGAUUCACAGCGAAGAACAGCAACAGCUGCCUCUCUAAUGUAGAGGUAACUUCUGAACCAGCAGUUAUCUAAUAAACAAUCUCUCUUUAUAAUAGAGAAGAAGUUUAAGAGGUAAUAAUAACUAUAAGAAAGUUAGAAGAGUUGUCCCUUAUCCUGAUGAAAAAGGAAGUAAACUCUCGUGGUCCUCUUCCUACUAAGUUAGUUAGUAUAUAUGUCGUAUGGAGCUGGGAGACUGGUUGGUUUCCUAAUUGACCAUUUUGUUGAACCUUUCCUUCUUUUAAUAUUAAAAAUUUAUACAAACUUUUUACAUUUUAAA